CGCCGCUAAUGUCGGCCAUUAGUGUAAAAUUGAUGACCUACCCAUGGAUGUGGCUGUUCAUGAAGAAUCCAUUUGAAGGAGCACAAUGCGCCAUACGUCUAGCCACCGAUCCAAAGCUUAAGAACGUGAGCGGCGAAUAUUUCAAUGAUUGCGAAGUAACACAAUCGUCCUUGCAGGGCCGUGAUAUAGCUUUAUCGAAAAAAUUAUAUAUGCAGACAAUCAAAGAACUGGAGAAAGUUACCAAAUUAAGUAUUGAAAAGGAUGUUGGAGAUGGAACUUUAGCUUUGGAAAUGGAUCAGACGCAAACAGCGGACUGUAGCGAGCAAGGAAAUCAUGACAAGCAGCAUAAACAAGAAAAGCAGAAAAAGAAACAGUUGCAACAAAGAAAAUAACGAAAAGCGUAAAAUCACGUUACGUUGAUUUGCAACAUUCGGCGCAAAAAAAAAUAUUUUAAAUAAGAGCUGC
Messenger RNA from Rhagoletis zephyria (snowberry fruit fly), 465 nucleotides. RefSeq lists its product as uncharacterized. The record is from RefSeq and is a predicted model, not a curated record. Lineage: Eukaryota; Metazoa; Arthropoda; Insecta; Diptera; Tephritidae.